Messenger RNA from Abrus precatorius (Indian licorice), 998 nucleotides. RefSeq names its product RNA-binding protein 2-like. NCBI's taxonomy places the organism in Eukaryota, Viridiplantae, Streptophyta, Magnoliopsida, Fabales, Fabaceae. Gene Ontology annotation, molecular function: mRNA binding. Bases 143 to 901 code for a protein of 252 amino acids. The transcript has 7 exons. The record is from RefSeq and is a predicted model, not a curated record.
CGUCUUUAUUUUGAGAGACUGUCAAAAAUUAGGGUUUGGUUUUUCGGGCUGCGAAUUAGGGUUUCUGAUUGGAUCCCCUUCUUCUCCAUCAGAUCCAUCAACUCUAUCAUCGUCUUCUUCUCUUUCUUCUUGAUCUGUCGCCAUGACGGACGGCUUCUGGAACCGGCAGCAGGCGCAUCUCCCUGCUUCCGGCAUGCUCAAACGACCUCGUACCGAAUACGAUAUGUCACCUUCUGGUCUGUCUCAAGGUAAUGAGAUGCACAAUUAUAUUGCUCGAGAUGAUGACCAUACUGGCCAACGAAUGCUAAAGGACACUAAGACACUUGGGUCUGCUUAUGACCGCUACCUUCAGAGUGCAGGGCAGCUUACUUCAUUUAAUUCUGGGGAAGCCAGUGCAAUUGGUAGUGUUGGAUUGGCAAGGGGUGUUGGUGGGUUGCCGAGCCAUUCGCUAGCUGAUCCUGCUGUCAUGGGGCAUCCUGGUGGCGGUCCUGAUCUUGCACGAAAUGGGCGAAGUGUCAACUAUGGUGGUCAGUUACCAGUAGAUGCAGUUUCCAGGCCUGGACCUGAAACAGUACCUCUACCCCCAGAUGCUUCAAGCACUUUAUAUGUUGAAGGUCUCCCAUCUGACAGCACGAGAAGGGAAGUGGCCCAUAUUUUUCGUCCUUUUGUUGGAUAUAGAGAAGUGAGACUUGUGAGCAAAGAAUCUAAACAUCGUGGUGGAGAUCCUCUGAUCCUUUGUUUUGUGGAUUUUGCAAAUCCAGCUUGUGCAGCAACUGCCCUGAGUACCUUGCAAGGUUAUAAAGUUGAUGAACUGAAUCCUGAGUCUAGUCACUUGCGGCUUCAGUUUUCUCGGUUUCCUGGUCCCAGAUCUGGACCUGGACCUCGUGGCAAGAGGAAUUGAAAUUAAGAGUUCACUUGCUAAAGUGGCAAUUGUUAUUAGCUUGGCUUCAAUGAUGCCACGGUUCACAGCUCAAAAAAGUCGGAAUAUGAUAGGUACC